Monoraphidium neglectum is the source of this 1230-nucleotide messenger RNA. RefSeq lists its product as hypothetical. The record is from RefSeq and is a predicted model, not a curated record. The transcript is spliced from 2 exons. Lineage: Eukaryota; Viridiplantae; Chlorophyta; Chlorophyceae; Sphaeropleales; Selenastraceae. The coding region runs from base 1 to 1230 and encodes 409 amino acids.
AUGGCCAUAGUGGCUGAUGCCCACCGCAUUCGGGGUGGCGGCGGCGGCACCACCGUGACCCAGACCCAGACAAACACCCAGGACGCAAGCAUCGGCGCCAACAGCCCAAACACCCGCGUCUCCAUGAGCAGCGACCAGGCCACCACCGUCGCCCGCGCGCUCUUGGGGCGCGGCGACGGCGACCAGCCGCAAGAGGCUGCCACCGUCGGCCGCGCGCUCUUGGGCCGCCGCAACAGCGAGCGGCCGCAGGAGGCCGCCACCGCUGGCCGCGCGCUCUUGGGCCGCCGCGACAGCGACCGGCCGCAGGAGGCCGACACCGUCGGCCGCGCGCUUUUGGUCAGCUGGAACAGCGGCCCCGCUCGGGCUCGCGUCACCAAGAAACAGGAGGACGCCGACUCCGCCCGCCACCUGCUCAGGAUCCGCAGCCCCAGCGACGCUCGCGUCACCUAUUCUCAGCCGGAGGAGGCCGACACCGCGCGCCGCCUGCUCUUGGGCCGCCGCGACGGCGUCGCUCGGCCUCGCGUCACCAACCAACAGGAAGAGGCCGACACCGCCGGCCGUGUGCUUUUGGUCGGCUGGAACAGUGGCCCCGCUCGGCCUCGCGUCACCAAGAAACAGGAGGAGGCCGACUCCGCCCGCCACCUGCUCAGGAUCCGCAGCCCCAGCGACGCUCGCAUCUCCUAUUCCCAGCCGGAGGAGGCCGACACCGCGCGCCGCCUGCUCUUGGGCCGCCGCGACGGCGUCGCUCGGCCUCGCGUCACCAACCAACAGGAGGAGGCCAACACCGCCGGCCGUGUGCUUUUGGUCGGCUGGAACAGCGGCCCCGCUCGGCCUCGCGUCACCAACCAACAGGACGAGGCUGACACCGCCGGGCGCGUGCUGUUGGGCCGCCGCGACGACGCCGCUCGGCUUCGCGUCACCUAUCAGCCGGAGGAGGCCGACACCGCCCGCCGCCUGCUGUUGGGCCGUUGGGACCGCCCCGCUCGGCCUCGCGUCACCAACCAACAGGAGGAGGCCGACACCGCCCACCGCCUGCUCUUGGGCCGCCGCGACGGCCUCGCUCGGCCCCGCGUCGCCUAUGCGGGCGGCGGCAGCACGACCGUCACUCAGUCUCAGACCAGCGACCAGGCUGCGACCACCGGCGCCAACAGCCCGGGCUCCUCCAUCAGCCAGACCAGCAGCCAGGAGGCGACCGCCACCAUCGGGCGCCGCCUGCUUGCUUCCAACUAG